This is a messenger RNA of Owenia fusiformis, 2411 nucleotides long. Lineage: Eukaryota; Metazoa; Annelida; Polychaeta; Sabellida; Oweniidae. The record is from the annotation of a GenBank genome assembly.
GUCAUAAUCAAAAGUUUGGUGCAACGGGGAUAGGGUGGUGCUGUUCAUGUCACUCAAGUGAGUCUUUUGGAUGAGGCCCAUUGAUUUGAUCAGAUUCCUUCGUAUACAAAGAAGUUACAACAACUGGGCUAAAAAUCUAACAAGUACAAGAAAUAUGGCUGUAAACACCCAAAUAGCCCCAAAACAGAUUACAACAUUUGUUGUAUAUGACCUUGAAACUACUGGGUUUCAAGAUAGGCCUAAAAUUACAGAAAUGUCUAUGAUAGCAGUCCAUCGCAAUGAUCUGUUGAGUGACACAAGAAUUGGAUUACCAAGAGUUCUAAAUAAACUCACCAUAUGUGUUUAUCCCAUGAAGGAAGUUUGCCCUGGAGCUGCUGAUGUCACAGGUCUUCACAAUGAUAAUCUGUAUUUCCAAAAGGAUUUUGAUGAAGAAUCUGGUCAGAUGAUUAUGUCCUUUCUCCGAAGACUGGCUCCACCUGUCUGCCUUAUCGCACAUAAUGGUAACUCCUAUGACCAUGGAAUUCUAAGAAAUGAAUUGGAUUUCUCAAAGACUGGAAUUUCUGGUGACCUUUUAUGUGCUGAUUCGUUACCUUGUUUUCGUCAGCUUGAUUCACCCCCUAAAUUAAAUGGUCAAAUUUCCACACCAGAUGGGGCUUGUGCUGUAGAUACUCCACCUAUAAAAGGUAUUGUGGAUCAAUCCCAGAAUGAAACAGGGCCAACAAAUGGGCUACAAAGAAGUAACAGUGUUAAGCGAGAGUUGUUUGGGGUUUCUGCCACAGCUUCUAGUAUGGAUGAAAUGAAUGAUUUCGAUUGGUCAGUAGAUGUAACUGAUGAGGAACUAAUGACUAUUAAUUUACGAGACAUGUGCAAUAGCAAUAACAACAAUGAAAAUAAAAAACAUGAAAAUGACGGCCAAUUACUUUCUCAAAGCCAAACGGCAAUGAAAUUAGAAAAGGUUCCCACAUAUCCUGGGACUCCAAAACGACCAAUUACAACUCCUAACAACAGCCAGGAAACUCCUGUUAAAAAGACGAAAAAGUUGUCGUAUAAACUUGGUGAAAUAUACAAAAGAGAGCUUAAGAAACCAUUGCUAAACGCUCAUUGCGCUGAGGAUGACUGCAUCAUGUUGUUGGAGAUUAUGCGCAAAAGAGCACCAUCUGUGUGCGAAUGGAUGGACAAUCAUGCUGUUCCAUUCAUCAACAUUCAACCACGGUAUAAAGUAAGGUACCAAAGGAGCCCAUUGCCCACCGGUCAGUUCCCAUUCCAAGGCAGUUCAAGUCAAAAUUAACUUUUAACUUUUGUCUCAAGUUGGUGUAAUGAUAGCAUGACUAUUUUUUUAAAAAGAGUGGUCCUCUUAAUUAUAACUUACUCUGAGGUUUCAUCGAAGAUUUCCAGCAUUACUGAAACAUUGACAUUAUCAUCUGGAGAAUUCCAACUUAUUUUCUAAACUUCAGACACUUGUUUUAAUAAGUAGUGUCUUGUAGUUACAUAAUUAUCAUGAUUAAGACAUAUUUUUGGAUAACAUUGAACUGACUCUGCAAACUGCUGAGCUAAAAAAAACUAGUCUUAUAGAGAAUUAGUUAUAUAUAUAUAGUAGUAAUCUAGCAACCUAAGGUAAAAGUGAGACCCUAUUUUCCACAGGGUUGGAAAGGGGAAAGUGUCAGAAAUGUAACUAUUACUACAAUGGACUUCUAUCACUGGUUGAGCUAGUACUUCAUAAAGACAAGGGGAUCAUUUGAUUUUUGUUUAAUCUCCAAAUUUCAAAGUAGAAACAUUUCUGAAACGUUGUGUUCAAACUUCAAAUCAUGAUUUAAUAAAUUUACCCCUUUUUAACAAAAUGAUUCAUUUAUCAUCGUAGCCACUGUGGAAAUCUGAUAAUCAGAUUCAUGAAACUGACACUUCCACCUUUCCAAUGGUGUAUUGGAGACUUUUGGGCAAGUUGUCACACAAUGUGUCAGCACUUAAACCUUCAUGGACAGUAGUUGAGUCUCUAGCUUGCUGAAGUAUUUUUACAUUAUAGAGUAUUUUUCAUAAACAUGGAACAUGUUAGAGUAUGAACUGGAACUUUUUUCUAAAAUAUGAUAAAUAUUCUAACAUUAUACAGUAGUAUGCAAAUAUGCAUUUAAUUUUACUUAUAUGUUACUGGUAUACACUGCAAAAUUAUUAUGUACAUGUAGGCUUAUGUAUUUUACAUUUUAGACUAUGUUUGUCAUUUUAUGGAUAUACAUGUAUACUAUUCGAAUGUAUAUUUUUACAAGUUCAUUUUCCUUUUAGUAUAUACUUAUACACCAUCAAAUGUAUGUGUCUACAAGGUUAAAAAACACUAAAAUGUCAUUUUAUUGUAAUGGGCACAGGCCUUUAAUAGUCAUAACAUAGUCCCCAGACAAUGAGAACCAGCACUUUUCUAUUGU